Messenger RNA from Acanthoscelides obtectus, 5930 nucleotides. The record is from the annotation of a GenBank genome assembly. NCBI's taxonomy places the organism in Eukaryota, Metazoa, Arthropoda, Insecta, Coleoptera, Chrysomelidae.
UGACGUUUUAUACGGUGUACCCCCGUGUACACGGUUUUACACGGCGAUUACACCCCUUGCCCCUGUGAUUAUGUACUAUGUAGAAAAGUAGAAACCCUAGGAACACAACUACCAUCAAUCAGCUGUUUGAGACGUAUGAAAAGUCAACAGAAUUUUUGUCAACAAAGUGCAUGAAUGGCUAAUGGCUUUUGGUGGAUAGUUUUUACAUAAGAAAAUGGCCAUGCUAUCUACAGUUAAUCCAGUUUGUUAUCUUAUUGAAAGACAGUAUAAGGACAAUUUAAGUAUACAAAAUAAAUUAUUUAGUGAAAGAUUAGUGAAAGCAAGAAACUUGUAUAGAAAAGAUUUGCUGGCACAUUAUGGGUGUGUGAAUGCUAUAGAAUUUUCAGAAAAUGGGGAAUACUUGGUUUCAGGUGGUGAUGAUAAACGGGUACUGCUAUGGAAGCUUGCGACCGCCAUGUUCGAUAAAGGUACUCCGAUCGUCAUGCGAACACCACAUGGCAGCAACAUAUUCUGCUUGUCGCUCGAUUCGCGUAACGAGAAGAUUUUUUCUGGCGGCAACGAUGACCAAGUGCUCAUGCAUGAAAUCUUAACCCGCAACUUAAUAAUGGCUAUUCCACACGAGAAGCCAAUUUAUGGUAUAAGUAUUCAUCCUCAAAAUGACAAUAUUAUAGCUACAGCUGGCGAAGAUGGAAGGAUAUUGCUUUUUGAUGUCAGAGAAGCUCCUAUAACAGAAGCACAAACGCUAGCUCAACAAAAUAGUGGUUUUCACUCGGUUAUGUUCAAUCCGACGAAUCCUCGAUUUUUGGUAACUGCCAAUGCUGACGAGGGAAUUAGCUUGUGGGACUGCAGGAAACCAAAAAACGAGCUGGUUCGCUACGACUCUCAGGGAGGAAAGACUAGCGGAAUCAGUGCCGGUUUCGACACGAGCGGCAAACGGGUUGUCGCUCUACGCCGUCGGCUGCCGCCGGUACUAUAUGCCACCGAGUCGGAGCAUGCGCUCUGCCAGUUCUACCAUCCGCAAUACUACAACUCGUGCACCAUGAAGACGUGCUGUUUCGCAGGUGCCAACGAUGAGUAUGUCCUCAGCGGAUCGGAUGAUUUCAAUUUGUAUAUGUGGAAGGUGCCCAAUGAUAACAGUGAAUGGGGUACCUCCCAUAUCGUACUCAGAGGUCAUAGGUCAAUAGUAAAUCAAGUUAGAUACAACAAUCACAACCAUUUACUAGCAUCUUCAGGAGUUGAAAAAAUGGUGAAGCUUUGGAGUGCAAUACCAAUUGGAAAUUGGAAGGGAUCUAUCAUGAAAGAAUACACAGAUCCCACGAGGGCUAUAUAUACGCAUGAAGAUUAUGUUAGUCUUGUAGGAACCACAGAGAGAAUAAACCAUGACUAUAGCGAUCAGUCGACGAAUGAAGAUGCCAAAAUGAUGGCGUUCUUCGAUUCCCUGAUACAGAGAGAGAUCGAAGGCUGGGAUUCACAAUCUGAGGAGUCACUUUCCAGUAAUAGUGCUAGCGACGGUGAACAGGAUUGGGCCAAGGUGAUAUCGAAAAUAUUCAAAAACGGCAGGCAUUCGGAAGAAACGCGGAAGUUCAAAACAAAUAGAAUUACACAACUAAUAUCAAAAAAGAAAAAUCGACUAGCAAAAUUAGCUCACAAUAAAUCAUCCAGUUACAUUCAAAGGCGGAAUAAUCACCAGGAGAAGGCACAGGCACAUAAAAAGAGAUUAGUAAAAUCGAAAGCGCUGCCUCGUAAACAUAACGGUUUUCACAAACGAUCCUACAGAAAAAGUUCUUCAGAUAGAGAACACCGUAGGAAGAAAUCUGUCAAAGAACCAAGGUCUUCCAAGUAUUUCACUAGGCAGAGCUUAAGAAAUGCCGGAGAACAGAAUAGUUCGAUAGAUGCUCCUAGUACUAGUACGGGUAUUACUAGCUCAAAGAGCGCCCUGUUCCGUCUUAUAGAACAGGACUCUGACGAGGAACCAAGAAAUUCAACUGAAAAUGCUGAAGAGGACGGAAAUACGGAAGAAGUAGUAGAUCAAAAUAAUUUCAUUAGUAUCUUACCCACCCCAAUCAAUGGGACUAAGGAUAUAUUGAUCAAUGUGUUAGAAAUGGCGAAUACGAAUCUAUCCCAAAAUCAAAGGUCUCAUCCAGUCAGGAGGUCGCAACACCAGCAAGAGGAGGCAGCUUCGCAUUCGAGCAACAGCAGUCGCCAGGCAGUAGAUGACGGAUUCAGCGACACCAGUGAUAGCGACCUUGAAUACGGACGCACCCCGAAGAGGAGAUGCAUCAGCGCUGCGUCAGACAGCGGCUGUUGCCCUAGCUCCAGCGCUAGCACGUGUUCCACCAGAAACGCUAGUCUAGAAAAAGUGCCGUAUCCGAAAACCCACCAGGCGUGUUCAUCAAGUCGUGCUGCCGGCGAAAGCUCAGAUGAAGAGGGCGGCCGUCGGUACGAGAAGAUCAGAAGGAGAGCGAGAAACUCCAAGGCGAUCGCGGCCCGUAGGAAAAUAUCACACGACUCUGAUUCUAAUUAGUGCUUUUCCAUUAUCUCCUUUAAUCCCCUUCUUUCUUUCCCUUUUCUAUAGCGCUUGCGGCGUUUUGUGUGAUAGGAGUAGACGAUUUUGCGCAGUGACGGUACUGCGGUCACGGCCAUACACCGACACUUAACUAUUUGUAAGUACAGGGUUGCAAAAAAGAACCUUGGUUUAUAACAUUUUAUUUCAGCGAUUAUUAAAAAAAUGGUUUAAAAAAUAUGCUAUAUCAAUGCAAAAUUAGGUAUGAAAUUCAAAUUUUGAGGAUAUCAUUCAAGGAUAUACAGCAGACGCUCGAUAAUGUAAACUAAUUUAAUCCAAGUGUGGUUCACAUUAUCGAAAUGUUUACAUUAGCGAACGUGAUUUAUAUAAUAUUUGAUUUAUUAAAAGAAACGUUUAAUACAUACGAUUUAUAAUAAAAUAAACAAAUAUUCUAACAGCGAUAAGUAUUUUUUUAAUUAGAAGAAAAAUAAUUAACAAUUUUUGUCUGCGUAAAUUUGCGCUUAGCAUUGUCUUCCAAUGCCUGCGCCCUUAAUUUACGAAGAACUAAAAUAUCCGUGUAUGAAACUUCUUUUCUUUCAGCCCAAUCUAAAGCUUGGUUAAAAAUUUGUAAUGGGAUCGUUCUCAUCAUCCUCACUGUCCAUAUCCUCCUCCUUAUCAGCAUCAUUCGUCUGUUUAUCUUCGUUCCAUAAACUAAUAUCAGCAACAAACAAUGUUGGGAUUCACUGUUUUCAAUAAAUCAACAUCAAAUGACACACUAAUAACAUUAUCAUUAUUGGAUCGCAAACGUUCUCUAAUUACGCUUAAGGGGCAUCGUCUUCUUCAUCAUCUUCAUUAUUGGAACAAAAGAGAUUGUUCCAUCAUUUUUGAAUAGUUUGCUGGUUAAGUUCAUUCCAGGCCAUAUGUAAAUCUAAAACAGCUUCUCGUAAUGUUACUUUUUUUAAAGCCUCAGAUAAGUUUUCAGGAUUCUUUGAUAAGACAGACGAAAGUAGAAACUUCCUAUAGUAUAGUUUGGUGAGUCUUAUUAUAUUCUGGUCCAUCGGUUGAAUUAACGGUGUUACGUUGGGCGGCAUGUACAUGACGAAAAUUGACCCAUCCCUGCUCCUCAGUUGUUGCUCGGGAGGAUGGCUUGGUGCAUUAUCCAAUAGUAACAACGCUUUUAUUGGAAGCUUCUGUUGUUUUAGGAAACCUUUUACCUACAAAUUGAAAACAAAUUAUGAAUAGAGCAUUUGUGAUAAUUGAUUGUCAUACCUGAGGGACAAAGCACCUGUGGAACCAUUUCAGGAAUAUACUGCUAGUCAUCCAAGCGGUUUUUGAACAGUCAUAAUCAACAGGGAUAUUAACAUUUUUAAAUAAGCGCGGAUUUUUUGCUUUCCCAAUUACCAGUGGCUUUAUUUUGUGUGAACCAUUAGCAUUAGUGCAGGCUAGAAACGUUAUUCGUUGUUUCUCCGGCUUUCUUCCCGGGGCAGAUUUUUCAAAUGAUGCAGCAUAGGUUUUCUCUGGUAACAUUUUCCAAUAAAGGCCACUUUCAUCUGCGUUGUAAAUUUGUUCCAUUCUUAAAUCUAGCUCGGUAAUUGUUUUCAUCAAUUUUUCUUUGAAUGGUUGCACUAAUUGUGGUUGUACUGAUAAUUUUUCACCAGAUAUAGACAGCAGUCGAAUUCCAUAUCUUGUUUUGAAUCCUUGUAGCCAGCCAUCACUAGCUACGAAAUUUUCAGUUUCUUUCAGUUUUUCAUUUAACAGUCUCGCUCUCUGUUUAAGUACUUCGCCACUAACUGAGACAUGAUUUUCCCGUUGUUUUAAAAACCACUUAUACAGGGAAUUUUCCAUUUUAGGUGCCUUCGCAUUUUUUAAAGUUUUUCUUUUUCCCGGACCUCCAAAUGUAUUGCACGUUCUUUGUAAAAUUUGAGUUUUCAUACGCUUAAUUUUACAGAUUGUUGCUUUCGAUACUCCAUAUUUUUUUGCUAACUGUGUCACUUCCGCACCUAGUGCAACUUCGUCUAUGAUUUUCACUUUCUCACUCAACUUUAAACUCUUUCUUUUAUAGGAUGUGGAUGCCAUAGUCGUAAAAUAUAUUAGCGCGUGCAAUGUAUUCACUUAAGUUCAAAAAUGAAAUACAUACGUACGUAUAAACGUAUCCUAAACGAUCAUACGACUGACCGAGUUUGUCGUAUUUUAUCGCAGAGGUGAAUCCCCUACACUCUACAUCAUAAAUCGGGGACUCCCCGACGCCCGACAUAAAUCAUCGAGGCUUCAGCAUUUUACCGUACGCCAAGAGUUGUUUACGUUAUCGAGCGUACACAUUGUUUACAUUAUCGCGCGUUCCGUUUGAUCCUAUAGAACGAAGUUUGUGUUUACAUUAGCGCAAGUUUUCAUCAUCCCGUGUUUACGUUAUCGAGCGUCUGCUGUAAUAGGUAACUUUUUAUUGGGUGGUAGCCCGUCAUUUCAACAAAAUGCUAAUUGGGUAAAGGUUCACUGUGCAAAAUUACCUGUUUCUAUUGUAUCACUAUGCUUACACCGAGGCUAGCUAAUUCCAUGGUUAACUGUCCACCCGGUGUAAACAUGGCUAAUGAUGAACUCAAGGCUUUCCUAAUGUGUUGUGAACCGCAAGCACUCUUUGUGUUUUGAUUAUGUUGGCGUGAAAGGUGGUAGUUUGUACAUCAUGCUGACUGGUGGUCUCUGAUAAAGGCAGUAUCGAUUUGUGUUUGUGUUUUUGUCAAGUGGAAUACCUGAUGAGACUUAGGAAAACUUGCAUAUGAAAUUCAGUUAUUGUUGAGUCUAGAAAACACCGGACGAUUAUCAUCUAAAUAUAACUUAUUCAUAUUCUUAGCGAUUUAAUUUAUAAAUAUUCAGUGUGCUAGAGUUUCAAAAAAAGAUGUAUUAGUGCCACGAAACAGCAAGCAAAAAACGUCAAACCACCACCUACUUUUGACUUUACUUGCCCCCGAUUAGAUUAUUAAGAAAUCCAUUGUGCUUUCAGACGAAGAUACCCCAAGUUAGAUGCAUGAUUUUUUUUUCGAUAAAAUGAAUAUAAAAUCUAAUUGUAACAUUGACUGUGAAAAAUAAUUGUGAAUUCCACCUAAUGGUUACUGACUAUGCUCUGUCAUUAUGAUUUUGGGAGCUACAGGUUGAAGAAAAUCGUGUUUCUUAAGCUUUUUCCUUUGGACUGCGCUCUCACGAUGAAAUGUUGGAAGAGUGAUCUUUUAUUUCAACAAAGUCGCGAAUAAUCAUCAGUCAGUAGCUCAGAUAACCUUGUGGCAUAGUAUCUUCCCACUAUCUUCUAUAUAGUUUUUUCUUUUUAUGUAUUCGGAUAUUUUUUCCUAAGUCGGUACAAUUUUAUAUUGCAUUGUUGCAACUCAACCUUAUGAUUUUAUGUAUAAAAUUAUGAUACAAAUAUAUUCCUAAAAAUCAA